UUGAAUUCUUCUCUCAUUACCAAAAACGGUAAUCGGAGACAUUUUAAAACAAAUCUAGGGUUUUCCUUUCCCGGUAAAGUUCUUCACUUUCUCCUUCGUUACACCAUCAAAAUUAAAAUUAAAAAUCUCAACUUUAUUCUCUUUUCAACACUUCUUCGCUCCUUGAAUCUAUUCGGCUUCUUCUUCUUCUUCUGCAAUUUCUUCUUAAGGUUUAGGGAGGAGGUGGAUUGUAGUUUACCAGUCACGAAGACCACCACCACUAUGGUUUCUUGUCCGACAGAGGACGCCAUUCGAGCUUUAUUAGAAAGCUUAGUCGACCCUCUGCUUCCAUCAAAACCAACUGAUGAUGUUCCUUCGAAAUCUGUCCGAGAAUCUGUUGCCAAACAGGUUCAUGCUCUUGUGUUGCUCUAUAAUUAUUACCACAGAAAAGACAAUCCUCAUCUGGAAUGUUUGUCCUUUGAGUCUUUCCGUAGCUUAGCUACGGUUAUGAGGCCUGCUCUGCUCCAGCAUUUGAAGGAAGAUGGUGAUUCAGGACAAACCGUAUUGCUGGAGAAGGUUAUUGUGGAUGCAUGUAGCUUGUCAAUGAGCUUAGAUGCGUCUUCGGAUCUUUUUAUCUUGAACAAGUAUCCCAUAAGGAAAGUUGCUGUUCUGCUUGUUGACUCAGAGAAGAAGAAUUGUUAUCUUCAACACAGUUCCAUCACACAAGGUGUCUGGUCACUACUUGAAAAACCCAUUGAAAAAGAGAAAACUGCUAGGGAGAAUCAGAAAGAAGAGGUCGUCUUUCAGAAAGUUGCAUUUGCUGCUAUCAAGGAGGCCACAGGUGUUAAUCACAAGGACAUUGAGAUCUUGGAGAGGCAUUUGGUAUGCUCCUUGAGUGAAGAGAAGGCAGCAGUCCGCUUUUACAUAAUGAAGUGCACUUCACAAGACAAAUUUUCUGGAGAAAAUCCUGUCGAAGAAGUGCUUAGUUGUAUGCAGGGUCCUUUAUUUGAGAAGAGCUUCUCUGACUGGACUAUGAAUUCCAUAGUGGAAUACUUUCAUGUUCUUCCAUAUGCCAGUCUCAUUGAGGAUUGGUUUUCCAGGCGAGGAGAUACUGAAUCUGUGAUAGAGAAAGAACCAGAAUCUGUAUGUGAUGAUAUCGAAAGCAAUGGCAAGGCUGAUGCAACGAAGGAGUCGGAACUUUCCGACAUUUUUAAAAGACGAGAAAAUGCUGCUUUAAAAAGGAGAUAUGAAAUUAAAGCCAAAAAAGUUGCCGCUCUACUUAGCAAUCCUAGAGCUAGAGGAAAAGCUACUCCGAGGUUACAAAAUCGGUACUUAAAAGGAAGUACAAGUGUUGCGAAGGAACCUAAUGUUCACUCGGAGACAGUAUUUGCGUUGAAUGCUAAGAAUGUAGAUAAUAAAAUGAGCCCUUGUAAGGAUAGCUAUUCGAAUGGAGAGAAAGGUGGUUUCGAGGUUGCGUCUGACCCAAAGGAUCUCAAAGAAAGAGGUAUCCAGAGGAAGAAAGCUGUUCCUGACAGACUUAAUAGCAUUCUUAAGCUUAAUGCAACUCCUGUUUCUGCUCACAACGCUAAUCUAAACCUUGAGGAGCUACAGACGUCUCUUCUUUCUAAAGCAACAUCUCUAUCCGAAACUGCACUGAAAGUUCUUCAUUGCAAACGAGAUAAACUGACUCGUCAACAGCGGAACAUAGAAGACGAGAUUGCUAAAUGUGAUAAAUGCAUCCAGAACAUCAAAGGUGAUUGGGAGCUGCAAUUAGAAACAGUACUCGAGUGCUGUAACGAGACAUACCCGAGGCGUAUGCUUCAAGAAUCUCUUGACAAGUCAGCAUGCCAAAGCAACAAGAGGCUGAAGCUCUGUGAAACACUUCCUACUACUAAAAGUCUGUGUCAGAAACUCGAUGAUAUCUGUCUCGUGAAUAACUGGGUACUACCAAACUAUCGUGUGUCUCCAUCAGAUGGUGGAUAUGAAGCUGAAGUAACAAUCACAGGGAAUCAUGUCGCUUAUACAAUACAUGGAGAGGAAAAGUCUGAUCCUGAGGAAGCUAGGGAAUCUGCGGCAGAUUGCUUGCUAACUAAGUUACAACACAGCACAACAGCCAACUUGUCAUGAUUUAGUGAGAUUCAAGAGCACCUCAGAAACCAAACUAACUUCCAGCAUAAGUAGAAAACAACCCUGAUUUUGAUAUGUAUGGGCAUUUUGGAGGAAUGUAUAAAACAAUAGCAAGAUUUGUACCAACUCCAUUCUCCGGUUCAGACUUUUAGAUAUAUUACAAGAAAUCAAAGGUAUUAACUGAUGCAGUAA
Messenger RNA from Arabidopsis lyrata subsp. lyrata, 2298 nucleotides. RefSeq lists its product as uncharacterized. Lineage: Eukaryota; Viridiplantae; Streptophyta; Magnoliopsida; Brassicales; Brassicaceae. The transcript is spliced from 11 exons. The record is from RefSeq and is a predicted model, not a curated record. The annotation marks the transcript as partial.